Molecule: messenger RNA, 1399 nt
Organism: Cryptomeria japonica (Japanese cedar)
Lineage: Eukaryota; Viridiplantae; Streptophyta; Pinopsida; Cupressales; Cupressaceae
Product: galactinol synthase 1
Exons: 3
Coding region: 250-1254 (334 amino acids)
Molecular function (GO): glycosyltransferase activity
Source: RefSeq, a predicted model, not a curated record
GAAACUUCCCGACUUUUCAUUCAUAGGAAGAGUCUAGACUCCAAAAUUUAAAUUUAGUUGAAUGUGGUAUAAUUUCACUGGAAUUUUGCUAUAUAUACACUACAACUACGACCUUCUCGGUAAGUAUCAGAGAUUCCGAGCCUCUUUGAAUCUUGUCAGUUGCUAGAGUGUUCUCUUUCCCUUUUAGACCUAGUUACUAGAUUUCAAAAUUUGAGCUAUUUUGCCUACACCAGUAGAGUUCUGUAGAAAAUGGCUCCUGAGGUUCCACCCGAGGUUUUUGGAGAAAAGGCUGUGACCCUGCGCGGUGGAUAUUCCAAACGCGCGUAUGUGACUUUUCUUGCAGGGACUGGAGAUUAUGUUAAAGGAGUGGUCGGGCUCAUGAAGGGCCUGCGCAAAGUGGGAAGCAUAUAUCCUUUGAUUGUUGCGGUUCUGCCAGAUGUCCCUGCUGAGCAUAGAAGAAUUCUGAGUGAUCAGGGGUGUAUUGUGAGAGAGAUUGAGCCAAUUUAUCCUCCGGAGAAUCAAGUCCAGUUCGCCAUGGCCUAUUAUGUCAUCAAUUAUUCAAAGCUUCGGAUUUGGGAGUUUGAAGAAUACAGCAAAAUGAUCUAUCUGGAUGCCGAUAUUCAAGUUUAUGAUAAUAUUGAUCAUCUUUUUUAUCUGACGGACGGCCAUUUCUUUGCAGUAAUGGAUUGCUUCUGUGAAAAGACAUGGAGUCAUACUGAUCAGUUUAAGAUUGGCUAUUGCCAGCAGUGGCCUUGUGAAUUAGGGCAGCCCCCUGCUCUGUAUUUUAAUGCCGGUAUGUUCGUAUUUGAGCCGAGUAAAUUGACCUACGACACCCUGCUUCACACCCUGAAAAUCACCCCUCCCACUCCUUUUGCCGAGCAGGACUUCUUGAACAUGUUUUUCCAGAAGAUGUACAAGCCUAUUCCCCUAAUUUAUAACCUGGUCUUGGCUAUGUUAUGGCGCCAUCCAGAAAAUGUGGAGCUGGAUAAAGUAAAAGUCGUCCACUAUUGCGCAGCUGGAUCGAAGCCGUGGAGGUACACAGGGAAAGAGGAGAACAUGCAGAGAGAAGAUAUAAAGAUGCUGAUCAACAAAUGGUGGGAGAUAUACAAUGAUCCAUCAUUGGACUUCAGCCGGGCGGAUGUGAUUCCAAAUGCGCAAAUUCUGUCUAGUUUGCAACAAGUGACAGAGAAUUCUUUGUUGGCUGCCAUUACUCCAAUGACCCCUGCUUUAAGUUCUCUUCCGCCUGCUGCGUAAUUGCCUUAGACUAUCAAAUGUUUCUAUAUUUCUGAUGGAAUACCUCUAUGUUCGUAUAUACAUGCACCAUUUUAUGAUCUGUAAACCAAAAAUUUUAAGCUUAUUUUGAAGAUUUUGCAAAUAGAUCAAUCUUUACAAUUCGGCA